Pseudopodoces humilis (Tibetan ground-tit) is the source of this 1038-nucleotide messenger RNA. Its product is annotated as chemokine-like factor. Lineage: Eukaryota; Metazoa; Chordata; Aves; Passeriformes; Paridae. Gene Ontology annotation, cellular component: membrane. The record is from RefSeq and is a predicted model, not a curated record.
CCCCCGCACUUACGGCCGGCAGCGGCGCGGGGCCCGCCCGCUGAGGGCCCGGGGACAGCAGUGCCCGCGCCCCGCCGGCCCCGCGCCCAGGCCGCGCCCCGCCGCCACAUGGCCCAUCCCCGCUGCCGCCCGGACCCGCACCGGACCCGGCUCCGGCCCGCCCCAGCCCUUCCGCCGCCGCGCCAUCACUUCCUCCGCCCCGGCGCUCUGAGGCAGGGCGGGUUCAGAGCCGGCUAUGGCCCCGGGGUCACCUGCGGCAUCAGCCCCGGCAUCUCCCCGGUUCCCGGCGUCGUCCCGGGGUGCCGGUCCCGCCGCGCACCGCCGGGUCGCCAUGCCGCGUCUGGAGGUGGACCGGGCCUUCCCCCGCUCGGCGCGGGGCGCGCUGAAGAUCGCCCGCACGCUGGUGGCUCUGGCCGCCCUCGUCUGCUUCGUGGCCGCGGGAUCGCACCAGGCCUACACGGCGCUGGCCAGCAUGGAGACGGCGAUCACCGUCCUGUUCCUGCUGCUCUACCUGCUGAGGCUCGACACGCGGAUGCGGUGCCUCUUCUGGCCGCUGGCUGAUAUUUUCAACUCGAUGAUUGCAGCAUUGUUCCUCCUCGUUGUGAGCUUGUUUGCAAUAAUAAUCAAGACCAACAAGGGGACAUUGGCUGGAGGAGUAUUGGGUCUUAUAUUGCUUGUUCUCUGCCUUGCCGAUGCGAUUCUUCUUUUCAAGAAGAUUAGCCGUGAUAAAUCAAGAGGAAGGAGUGCUCCUGCCAAAUAGGAUUGAUGUGUUAGUGAAAGAAUGAGUUCUCCAUUCUGUUUCCCCACUCUCUUUUAAAGAAUUUGUAUUUUCACAUGCACAUUUUUGAAUUUCCUGCUGUUUCUGCAGGUAUCCUUCAUAAGGUUUCAUACUUUUCCAAAUGCAGUUUCAGCGUUGCAAUUUCACCAGUUAAAGCUUCAGAGAAAAUUCUCAUGUUUUUCUAAAGUUAAUUACAUUUUUAUCUGUAUGAAAAUUAUUUUCAUGGUUGUCUUCUUUCUCUAAUAAAAAGAAAAAACAAA